GACGGAGCAGAGCGGAUUCGGGACGCGCUGCAGGACGGAGGAGCGCUUAUGCAAAUUUCUAAGCGCGCAUUUCUUUGCUCUAUUUUAAACCCUUCCUAUGACGGAGCUCGUCUCAGCACAAGUUUGGCUGUGCUUUGCAGGCGAUUUCUUCUAUGCGUAAAUGUGUGCGUAAUUAUGUGCGUAAAAGUGGCUUAGCAAGUGCCGUAGCGCUAAAUGAAGAUAUCACUGCAUUAUUUAUGAUCCGCACAACUUUUAUAGGAACAACGUGCCCACUCUGCACACUCCUAAGAUUGCACAAACCACUGUGUGACCGAGGCAGAUUUUUGGAAAAGAAAAAAGCGAAUUAAAUACAUACAAGAACGUAUUUUUAUGAGUUAUAAUAAACAAUAACUAGUUAUUUUUCCUCCCUCCAGCUCUGCGCAAGCGCACUGGCCACUCGCUGUCACCAAGACAUUUUUCAUCACGUUGGAAACUGUCACCGGUGACGUCAAUCACGGCGCUCUGACCAAUUAGAGCGCGGGGUGAUUGUUUAGCUCCACGGGCUGCAGCGCCUACCAUGAAUCUCUAUUCAGUAUCAAAGCGUCCUGCUGCUGCCUCUCAACCGAAUGGGAUUCCAUGUUGUCUGCAGAUAGACUUAACUUUAAAAAGUUUUUUUUCUCUUUUUUUCCCUUUUAUUUGUCAUUGCGAUUAAAAUAUAUUUGUCAUCAUCAUUAUUAUUUUGCCUGCUGUCAAGUUAUUCUAAAAUUAGGAAGUAAUGAGCGUGGAUGCUUUGGGAAGCCCCGUGAUGGACCCUGCGUUUUCCAAACGGAACACGGCGCUGAGAUUAGUUGACUUGGCAGGGGCUCACCACCAUCACCAUCAUCACCACCAUACCCCUCAGAGCGUGACAGGCUUCCCGGGGUUCAGCAGCUAUCCACACUCAAUGGCUCACGCGCACCCUGGGGAGAUUACUGCGGAACCCCGCCUGGGGCCGAGUCCAUUCGGGCCAGAACACAUGGGGCACUCCGCGGCCCUCAAAAUCAGCCCAGCCCAUCAUUAUCCCCACCACCAUCACCACCACCACAAUCAUCAUAUGGCAGGCCACAGCGAAGUGGUCUCCAGUCAAACGGGAGCUUUUGGCCCGGUUCAGGCGACGUCGGUCCCGUAUUCCAUGUCGGCCCAGGCUCUAUCCGCAGGUAGGGACUUCCUCAUCCGGAGAGAUCUGACGGCUCAAGCCAUGCCAGCGCUCGCCGAGCAGACUGCUGGUUCAGCCUCUCACCACGGAAUGUUUGUCUCAACAACAGGUAGCUAUCCCGGACACUAUGGCCACCACCCCGACGCUGGGAACCACACCACCCUCUUCUCCGGACUCCACCACGAGCAGCCCUCCAGCGGAUCCCCGGGUGGCCCGGCGCUGAAUGGACAAAUAAGGUUAGGACUACCUGGAGACAUGUACGUUCGGUCUGAUCACUUGAGUCAAGUGGCAAGCUCCAGGGCUGAUCCGUUCUCCGCCUCGCCUCUGCAUGGCUACGGAGGUCUGAAUCUGAACAUGAAUCUGAGCGCUCACCACCACCACCACCACCACCACCCUGGCGCCGGGGCGUUUUUCCGCUACAUGAGGCAGCCGAUCAAGCAGGAACUGAUCUGCAAGUGGCUGGAGCCGGAGCACUCGCCCAAGAAACUCUGCUCGAAAACUUACAGCACCAUGCACGAGCUCGUCACGCACGUGACGGUGGAGCACGUCGGAGGACCCGAGCAGGCGAACCACAUCUGCUUCUGGGAAGAGUGUCCGAGGGAAGGAAAGCCGUUCAAAGCGAAAUACAAACUUGUGAAUCACAUUCGGGUGCACACCGGAGAGAAGCCGUUCCCGUGCCCGUUCCCUGGCUGCGGGAAGGUGUUCGCCAGGUCCGAGAAUCUAAAGAUCCACAAAAGGACUCACACAGGUGAGAAGCCCUUCAAGUGCGAGUUUGACGGCUGCGACAGACGCUUUGCGAACAGCAGCGACCGGAAGAAGCACUCGCACGUGCACACCAGCGACAAACCCUACAACUGCAAAGUGAGAGGCUGCGACAAGUCCUACACGCACCCGAGCUCCCUGAGGAAACACAUGAAGGUGCACUGCAAGUCCCCUCCGCCCAGCUCGGGCUACGAGUCCUCCACCCCCUCCUUGGUGUCCCCCUCUUCAGACUUGGGCCGGGAGCCCGGGGGCUCCUCGCUGCUGUCGGAGCCGGUUGGAACCUCUCAGCCGGCCAAUUUAAGCGAGUGGUACGUGUGUCACAGCUCUGGUGCCAGCGGCGCCCAAACACCACCCAGCGGCCAGUCCACCCCCGACCCCGUGGAGGAGCCUCCGUACAGGAACCCACCGCAGAGGGACGCGUUUUAAACCAGCUUUUGGUGCCUGUUGUGCCCCCCCAGACACAUUUAUAUUGUUAUUUUUAUUAGUUGGCACCAAAUAAGCUUCCAAAUGCAAACAGACGCACUUGAGAGAACUUGGAAAGGAAAAUGCGCAAACUUCAGAGACAAUUUUGCCCAUUUUUAUUGGUCCAGAGAAAGUGGUGCAAUUCCACCAGAACUUGCAUCCUGACAUGAUGCUGUAAAAAUGUAUAUUCCUCAUUUUAUUUUUUUCCCUAUUUAUUUUUCGACCUAAUAUUGAGUAAUUUUUGUAUCAUGAACCAAAGUGCAUGUUCCAAUUCGAGCAGAACGCUGUACAUUUGUACAUUUUUAUACAUUUCUCUCCCCUUUGAUGUGUUGGUGUUUUGUAAGAAUCUGUCUCAGAGCGUUUUGUACAAAUAUUUUAUGUUUACAUUUUUUUUUAUUAUUAGUGCAACAAAAAACAAACAAACAGGUAAGAAAAUCAAACCAGCUGUUUUCAUGAGCUUAUACAGUACUUGGUAAAACGAUCGUGAAUUAUUCUAAAUGUUUUAUGAAUCCGGGGGAAGGGGAAUAAUUGUGAAUUUUGUAUUUUCGUCGUCAAUGUUUUUAUUUUUAUUGGAGCUGAAACCGAACCUGCCUUGUAAUUUGUGAGUAUUUUGAAUAAAUCUUGUAUGAAAGUGAGAA
Molecule: messenger RNA, 3036 nt
Organism: Nothobranchius furzeri (turquoise killifish)
Lineage: Eukaryota; Metazoa; Chordata; Actinopteri; Cyprinodontiformes; Nothobranchiidae
Gene: zic4
Product: zic family member 4
Biological process (GO): regulation of transcription by RNA polymerase II
Cellular component (GO): nucleus
Molecular function (GO): DNA-binding transcription factor activity, RNA polymerase II-specific; RNA polymerase II cis-regulatory region sequence-specific DNA binding
Source: RefSeq, a predicted model, not a curated record